Molecule: messenger RNA, 579 nt
Organism: Caenorhabditis remanei
Lineage: Eukaryota; Metazoa; Nematoda; Chromadorea; Rhabditida; Rhabditidae
Exons: 4
Coding region: 1-579 (192 amino acids)
Source: RefSeq, a predicted model, not a curated record
AUGCCUCUCCCUCUCUCUUAUCCCGGUCUUCGAUGUGUUUUGGAGCAUUUGGAAGCAGUUAAGCGAGCCCAUAUUAUUGGACGUUCUCCAUGUCUUCAAAAAAUAGAUAAAUUGAUUCCACUUUGUCUCGAGAAUCUUUAUAUUGAAAAAACAAAGCUCGUUAUCAACAAAUUAUGGAUUACAUGUCUAACGGCUGUCACGCUAGACAACCUCAAGAACAUCUACAACAAGAAAGUGGUAUUCCAAUCCUUGUACCCCUUUAGAAUUGAUAUAGUUCCAUUGAUUAAAUAUCAGAUAGAGACUGAGAAAGCUACAGGAACUACUCUUGUGAUUGCAGUAGAUGACAAACGUUUCAUCAAAAAGAUGUUACGAAAGUUUAAAAAAGCGUUUGGUGAAUACAGAAGUACUUUGGAUGGCGUUAAUGAGAGAUUUAUUCCCGGAUUGCCUAAGUUCUCCAUCCCAAUCAACAACGAGUCUAGAAUCCAAGUGUAUGCAAUCGAGGAUGAAAAAGGUCUCUUUAAAGAAGAUUUUCCUUAUAACAUAAUUGUGAAAUCAAUAUCAGAAAUCUCUAGAAUAUAA